AUGCCAUUAACAAGAAAACUUGUUGAGAAGAAUCUUAAGAAAAUGAAGCCAGAAGGAUUUAGGGAAAUGCAUGAUGACAGUGGGAUUAAUGAUUCUUUGAUGAAGGGAAUUAGCUCUCACACUAAAGACAAGAAUUCCAAAAAAACAAAGAGGGAAGGGUUAAGGGAGAUGCAUGAUGGCAAGGAGGAUAAGGGUACCUUGGUGAAGAAGGGUAGUCCACACACUGGUGAUAAAAAGCUGAAAAAAAUGAAGCAUGAAGAAUUAAAGGAUGGCACCAUGGAAGAUGGUGCUUUGUGGAAGAAAACUAGCCCUAGAAAGCCUCAGAUCCAUAAUGGAAUCUCUAAUAAGGAGGUGAAAAAUACUGGAAAUAUUGAUGGCGUUCUACAAGAGGGAAAGAAUUUUAAGGCAAUAGUUACUAAGAAAGGUUCCUCAGAUGCCUUUGGAAACGAAAAGACGAAAAAAAAAGGAGAUAAUGAAACACAAAAAGAUGCGGGGGUGAUUGACAGCACGAAUAAUGAUGAUGGAGCCCAGCCCAAGCCAGUUCUUGAAUUGCACAAAGUUAACAGGAAUGGUUUGAAAUCACAAAACAAAUGCCUUUAUGCUGCUGUAUCCUUGCCCCAGGGAACUGAGUUGACAACUGUAGCUGGUGUUGACUUACAGCCACAAGAUGUUGGUGAUGCCCUGCAAUUCUUGGAGUUCUGUGCUGCUUUUGGAAAGAUUCUUAACAUGAAGAAAGGACAACCAGCUCUUGUACUUCGAGAAUUAAUACAUGGACGAAUUGGGCGCAGGGAAAAAUAUUCUAUAAUGGUCCAGUUUCAUAUCCAGUUGUUGUCUGUUAUCCAAACGGAGUCAGGAGAAAAGUCUCCAAUGUUAAGUCCCACUUAUGGCAAAAAUUCUUGGCUGUACGCUCUCAAGGAAUGUGUCUCUGAAUCCCAGUGUGUAUUGAGUUCACUGCCCUUGGAUUGUUUGGAUAGAGGGGCUGAUGGAUAUUAUGCUUUAGAUUCUUCAAAAAGGCUUAGACUUCUAAAUUUUCUAUGUGAUGAAGUUCUUGGAACAGCAAAAAUAAGAAAUUGGAUCGAUGAUCAAAAUUCAAAAUUUGUAGAAAAGGCGAAGGAAGCAAAGGAAAAACUUCUUGCUGCAAAAGAUAAGGAGAAGUGCUUGAAGCAGAAAAUGCGGGAUGAGAUUGCUGAAGCAAUUAUAGCAAAGAACGGUGCUCCUCUUUCCAUUUCAGAGCACGAAGCUAUUAUUUCUCGAAUUAAAUCUGAAGCAGCUCAAGCGCAUGCAGAAAUGCUGGAAUCAAAGGGCAUGGUACCCAAGAACAACCGAAAAUCUGAUGCUGUUAGAACAGAACCUAUGCUUCUGGACAUUAAUGGGCAGGCGUAUUGGAGACUAAAAGGCUAUUCUGAUAUUUUACUGCAAGAUGUGGGAAGAGGGGAUUGUGUUGCCUUGGAUGAAAGAUGGUUUGCUUUUGAAGUUGAACAGGAAAAAGUGAUUGAAACAAUCAUUAACUCGAGGAAAAGAAGGCUAAGGCCCUGGACAGUUCCUGACAUACUUAUGUCCCAAAAUAGUGAAGCUAAUCCAUAG
Ilex paraguariensis (yerba mate) is the source of this 1584-nucleotide messenger RNA. Lineage: Eukaryota; Viridiplantae; Streptophyta; Magnoliopsida; Aquifoliales; Aquifoliaceae. The record is from the annotation of a GenBank genome assembly.